AUGCAGUGCGCUUUCUUUCCUGUUGUCCGCAGUGUUCAGGCGCAAGUAUUAAAAGGCAUCUAUUCUGAAAGAAUCCUCGAUGAAUGGACAGAUUGCACUCCUGUCAAGGCUGAGGAAAAUCCCUUAACAGACGAGCAGUCUCUUGACGGCAAUUACAUAAUGCUUCUACGUCCUCCAUGGGGUCUCGAAAAAGGAAUGGAAUACAAUCAAACCUUUGGAAUCGGACCUCUUGGAGCUUCGGGCAUUAAUAGAUUCCUUUGGAGUCUCCUUACAGGAAAUGUUUUUGAGGUCGAUGACGGGGCAUAUAGCUUUACCAACGAAAUUAUAAAUACUGUUGCACUGGGAGCUAAUAACGGAUGUGGAAAAACCGAUGCAUCUCAAUUGGAAUGUGUGUUGACCAAUAUCGCCAAAUCUAUAUCCACAAGUAUUCGAGAUUCUACAUACACUCAGUGGUCUGAACUUUAUCCUGCUGGCGAAACUUCUGGACAAGCAUUCACAAAUAUUUCUUACGUUGCGGUGCACUGGCCAUGGAUCAUCUCCCCAGUGCUAGUUUGUAUUUUGGGACUCGUCAGUUUAUUUGGAACCAUGUGGAAGAGUCAAAGGUGCGAUAUCCCGAAAUGGAAAAACGACCCCUAUCCACUGCUCUUUUUGUAUGAAGAGAAUCGCAGCAGUGGUGAUGAAUGUGCAAAAUCAGAGAAAGUUACAAGAGUCAAAUUAUGUAGGGAUGGUGAUCAGUGA
Penicillium taxi is the source of this 738-nucleotide messenger RNA. RefSeq lists its product as uncharacterized. NCBI's taxonomy places the organism in Eukaryota, Fungi, Ascomycota, Eurotiomycetes, Eurotiales, Aspergillaceae. The transcript has a single exon. The coding region runs from base 1 to 738 and encodes 245 amino acids. The record is from RefSeq and is a predicted model, not a curated record.